AUAUAAUACCGAAAAGCAGAGGGUCAACUCCCCUCCUAAAGCUAAUUUCCUGAAUUUCUACGCAGUUCUAACAUGACACAGGCACUUCUAACUAGUUCUUUUUAGAACAGCAAAAAAUGUCACCAGACACUCAUCAAGCUAGUUUGCGUCUGUCGCUGACGUGUCCAAGGAGAAACGGAUGCUGAUCCAAGGCCGAGAGGACCUGCUGCUCAGAGAGGUGGACGUUUGACCACAAGGCUAACACGUGCCACACCACCUGUCCAGUCCUGUCCAGUGGAGCAGUUCCACAGCAUGUUUGCAGGGGAGUUUUUCUACAUCGGCAUGGCCAGCAACGUCCACCUCUCUGCACAUUCGUCCCCCUGUGAAGGGUCAUAAAGUGCAGCAGUAUCGAACAGAAAGCUCACAUUCACUGGAUGCCCUCCUGGAAAGCAUGCGGGAAUGUUGAGGAACAUAACCACUUGCACGAAGGGCACGUUCACUCGAGUACAGCUUCAGGACAACUUCUCUUACGACAUCCUCAAAAGUAUGUGUUCUUAGUGGAGGAGGUUCUGUUCCGGCCUAGCUCUGCCUCCAGUGACCUGCAUAUCUCCUACUACAGCAUGACACACUACUUCUGCCCCCUGCUGGUCUACCACGGUACCCCCUGGAUACCCUCCAUGGAGCUCUGGAACGGUAAUGAGCUGGUGGAGCGGGCGAGUGGCGACUUUGUGAUGUUUGAGGUGAACGGCAUGCAUAACUACCAGUACCAUCAGUCGGGCCAGGAGGCCAAGUGUGUCUCCCAGCCCAAGAACUGGACCUCUCUGCUGAGCCAGCAGCAAAAUAAACCAAACCCCAACACAGCCCAGACCAGGAAUAUACGUACCGCUACUAUACGCUGA
Oncorhynchus keta (chum salmon) is the source of this 878-nucleotide messenger RNA. Its product is annotated as cation channel sperm-associated auxiliary subunit delta-like. Gene Ontology annotation, cellular component: CatSper complex; sperm principal piece. NCBI's taxonomy places the organism in Eukaryota, Metazoa, Chordata, Actinopteri, Salmoniformes, Salmonidae. The transcript is spliced from 8 exons. Bases 414 to 878 code for a protein of 154 amino acids. Gene Ontology annotation, biological process: flagellated sperm motility; sperm capacitation. The record is from RefSeq and is a predicted model, not a curated record.